Molecule: messenger RNA, 684 nt
Organism: Thermothielavioides terrestris NRRL 8126
Lineage: Eukaryota; Fungi; Ascomycota; Sordariomycetes; Sordariales; Chaetomiaceae
Exons: 1
Coding region: 1-684 (227 amino acids)
Source: RefSeq, a predicted model, not a curated record
AUGGCUGACCAAACCCAGCAGACGGGCUGCUACGUCCCGGACCCGAAGUACACCUUCCUCUUCGCGCCCCCUUCCCAACCGGCCAUCAUCUGUGCAAUCUGCACCGAGUCCGUGCUAACACUCCCAAGCAGCAGCAGCAGCAGCAGCAGCAGCAGCAGCAGCAGCAGCAGCAGCAGCAGCAGCAGCCAGAACCCGUCGACGGCCAUCCGCGUCAUCGAAGACAGCGACCCGACGAUGCUCCCGUGCGGCCACGUCUUCGGCACGCUCUGCCUGCUGGAGUGGCUGCGCGACCACGACACGUGCCCGGCCUGCCGCUUCACGCUGCGCUACGAGCUGUGCGGGCACGCGAUGGCGCCGCGGCGGCUGACGCGCGAGAACGUCCUGUUCGUGACGCCCUUGUCGCGAUCUGCUGCAGCAGCAGCAGGAGGAGGAGGAGGAGGAGGCAAUGGUGAUGGGAACGGGAACGGGAAAGCGGCGGCGGGGGGGCUAUUAGUGCCGCCGCAAUGCGUGCCGUGCCGGCGCGAGACGAACCUCACCGUCGCGAGGGAGCUGUUGAUGCCGCUGGCGCAGAAAUACUACCAGCUGAAGGAGGAAGGGGAGAAGAGUGUCCAGCUGGAGCUGCUGGAGGCGGCGAUGGAUGAAGUGCUGGAUGGGCUCGUCCCGAAGGAGGAGGGGACGUGGUGA